UUCUCUUGAGUCUUGACCUUCUCCCUCACCCCAGAGCUCCCCUGCAUUCUCAGCUCCCGGGAGGCGGCAAACUCUCUUGAUCCUUCGGUAUUGAUAUAUACUGUACUUCAAAACUUUUCGGUUCUUGCCAUGGCUGCGCAAUCUUGGAACCCCUUCUCGUGCUGCGUCAGCGGCAGCAGAGUGGCGGACGACGACUACGACGCCUGCAAGCGGCGGAUCAGGCGGAGUGUGAAAGGCUGCCCGAGGUCGUCCUCGAGGAUGUCCUUCAAGAACCUCAGCUCGUCGGGAACGCUGUCGCCGGAGGACCUGUCCAUCACGCUGUCCGGCUCCAACCUGCACGCCUUCACCUACGCCGAGCUCCGCGAGGCCACGGGGAGCUUCUCGCGCGCCAACUACCUCGGCUGCGGCGGCUUCGGCCCGGUCUACAAGGGCGCCGUCGACGACAAGCUCCGCCCCGGGCUAGCCGCGCAGGCCGUCGCCGUCAAGUACCUCGACCUGGACUGCGGCACGCAGGGCCACAAGGAGUGGCUGGCUGAGGUUUUCUUCCUUGGGCAACUGAGGCACAAGAACCUGGUGAAAUUGAUCGGCUACUGCUACGAGGACGAGCACCGGAUGCUGGUCUACGAGUUCAUGAGCGGCGAGAGCCUGGAGAAGCACCUCUUCAAGAGCAUAAAUGGCUCUCUCCCGUGGAUGACAAGGAUGAAGAUCGCUCUCGGCGCGGCCAAGGGCCUUGCCUUUCUCCAUGACGCAGACCCACCUGUGAUCUACCGCGACUUCAAGGCCUCCAACAUCUUGCUCGACUUGGAUUACAACACCAAGUUGUCCGACUUCGGGUUGGCCCAAGAUGGGCCCCAGGGUGACGAGACACACGUGACAACACGUGUCAUGGGGACUCAUGGUUAUGCCGCGCCAGAAUACAUUAUGACGGGCCACUUGACCGCCAAGAGUGAUGUAUAUAGUUUUGGUGUAGUGCUCCUGGAGCUUCUCUCUGGGCUGCGAUCAGUGGAUCGUUCACGGCGGAUAAGGGAGCAGAACCUAGUGGAUUGGGCUAGACCAUACCUCAAGCACUCUAACAGAUUGUACAAAGUCAUGGACCCAGCUCUCGAGUGCCAAUACUCAUGCAAAGGCGCCGAGGUGGCAGCACUGGUGGCAUACACGUGUCUCAGCCAGAACCCAAAGUCUAGGCCCACCAUGAGGGAGGUGGUCAAGGCCCUCGAGCCCGUCCUCGGCAUGGAAGACUUCUAUCCUGUGGGCCCAUUUGUGUUCACACUCAUUGUGGAGGAGGACAAGGUGGUGGACAUGAAGGUGGAAGUUGAGGAGAAGCACCAGCACCGUUGCCAGAACCAUCAAGACAGGCACCGACAGAAGUACCCCGACUCAGCAAUCCAUGCUGGCAUUAUGCUCCGCACGCGCGAUGGGUUCAUUACCGGGUACACUAGUGUGCGGCGGCGGAAACAAAGGUUGUCGAGCUGCAACCGGGAGAGAGUCGCAAAAGACUAAGGUAGGGAAGUGAGUAGGACAAUAUGGUAUGCACAGAGUAUAGAGAUGUGAUAGAAUGUCACAUCAGCUUGUUUCAGAUAUGUGGAUUGUGUUUCUUUUCUUCUUUAUAGUUUUUGGGAAGACCUCAGGGGGCUUACGCCCAUCUUUCUUCUUGAUAGAGACAACGGGGGUUAGAUAAAUACAGGACGCAAAUUAGGUGACAAAAGUCCGGUUUUGACUUUCGCAAGGAUUAUUCAAGAUAUUGUGAAU
Triticum dicoccoides is the source of this 1749-nucleotide messenger RNA. Its product is annotated as serine/threonine-protein kinase RIPK-like. Gene Ontology annotation, molecular function: protein kinase activity; ATP binding. Bases 130 to 1500 code for a protein of 456 amino acids. The record is from RefSeq and is a predicted model, not a curated record. The transcript is spliced from 4 exons. Gene Ontology annotation, biological process: protein phosphorylation. NCBI's taxonomy places the organism in Eukaryota, Viridiplantae, Streptophyta, Magnoliopsida, Poales, Poaceae.